Molecule: messenger RNA, 2439 nt
Organism: Suillus fuscotomentosus
Lineage: Eukaryota; Fungi; Basidiomycota; Agaricomycetes; Boletales; Suillaceae
Product: indigoidine synthase A-like protein
Exons: 13
Coding region: 1-2439 (812 amino acids)
Molecular function (GO): kinase activity; pseudouridylate synthase activity
Source: RefSeq, a predicted model, not a curated record
AUGCUUCAAGCUUCCUUCCGGGGAAUCUUUACCAACCAACGUCUCAUUUCACUACGGAAGGCGUCGAGUCUAUCUGCUGCUCGGGGGCGUCGAGCUCCCAUAGAUGUUCAUCCUGAGGUAGAGGAUGCAUUGGCUACUGGAAAGCCUGUAGUCGCCCUCGAAUCGACCAUCAUUACCCAUGGAAUGCCAUACCCAACUUCAUUGGAGAUGGCCCAAUCAGUUGAGAGGAUAGUCAGGUCCACAGGGAGUAUACCAGCCACCAUUGCUGUUAUUGCAGGACGCAUCAAGAUUGGACUUCAUCCAGCAGAACUGGAACGUCUUGCAGACCAACACUCAAACCCAACCGCCGUAAAGUUGUCCAGGCGAGAUAUUGCGGCUGCAAUUGCUCUGAAGAAGGAUGGCGGGACUACGUGUUGUUCCACCCUCAUCUUUGCUGCACUGGCUGGUAUCAAGGUCUUUGCCACUGGAGGGCUCGGUGGAGUACAUCGCGGCGGGGAGAAGACAAUGGAUGUUUCAGCUGAUCUACAUGAACUCACGCGUUGUCCAGUUGGACUGGUUUCAGCUGGAGUGAAAUCCAUUUUAGAUAUAAGGCGAACCCUCGAGUAUCUGGUGUGGCUGCUAAAAAUGUUCGAAGAAUUUAUCUCUAAUUCGUUCACGCAGGAAACGCUUGGUGUACCAGUAGUAUCUUACGCAGAGACGCACGAUUUCCCGGCUUUCUACAGCGGUCGAAGCGGUUUUGAGUCACCUUGGAGGAUAAAUGAUCCUAGAACAGCCGCUCAGAUUCUACAUACUCAUUGGCAACUGGGCAUGUCUAAUGGUGCCCUUUUUGCUGUUCCUAUCCCUGCUGAAUAUGAGGCUGUGGGAUCGGCCCUUCAAGAGGCGGUCGAACAAGCUGUUCGCGAAUCUGAAGAACAAAAUAUCAGCGAGUUAACACAAGGAAAAUCACUUGCCAGCAACAUAGCCCUUGUCGAGAAUACUGCGCUCGUCGGAGGUCGAAUUGCAGUAGAAUACGCGAAAAUUGCUGGAGACAGACAUGACCAGGAUCAAUGCUAUCCUGUGACAGGAAAACCCGAUGAGCCUCACAGUGCAUCUGAUGUCGCCUCAUCAGGGACUACUGAUGAUUUCAAAGGGCAACCACUACCGAACGCUUCGUUGGUCGUAGUUGGUUGUGCUGCAGUAGAUAUUACAUCACAACCUCUCACAGAUUCGGACCUUGGACACCAGUCCACGUUUCCUGGGAAGGUUUCCAUGUCACUUGGAGGUGUUGGUCGCAAUAUUGCUGAGGCUGCUCACCGAGUCCUUUCGUCACAUAGUGACGAGUCCUCGGCCGCAACUUUACUAGUGUCUUUAGUCGGCGAUGAUUCUUUCGGGAGACUGUUAAGCGAGGAGACACGAAUGCUAGGGAUGAGAACAGAUGGUCUUAUUUCCGUGCGGGGAGGUAGGUCGUCCGUGUGCAGCCUACUUUUGGAGGGAUCGGGAGCAUUGAGGGCAGGCGUGGCUGACAUGGAUCUCGUUCGGAAUAUGGAUGGACAUGUGGCACGUGAAUUUAUAUUGGCACACAAACCAAAACUACUUGCAGUGGAUGGGAACUUAUCACCUGAUACACUGAAGGUAGUAGUGAGCGAAUGUUCUCGAAAUGGAGUUGAUAUUUUUUUGUUCGUCCACAUUCAUGUUACUAUCAAAGGAGCUGCUAAUAACACUUCAAAAUUUAGUGAACCAACUUCUGUCGUCAAGUCAGCUUCGAUUCUUCCCGCUAUAGCCGGUAAUCUCGACCAGCUUGCAUGGUCACCCAUUACUUUUGCAUCUCCUAAUCUGCUCGAGCUCGCUCAUUUGUAUCAACAAGCACAACUUCUGAAUCUCACUUCACAUGACCGAUGGUGGCAGGUUCUGGACAGCCUCGGACUUGGUUCGAAGUUCCGUACAGACCUCGAUCUGCUUUCUCGAAGAGAAGCAUCAAGUCACGAUACUUCACGAGGAAACCUGGCCUUCCUUGUUGAAAAGGGUGUUGCCCAAAUGGCAAUCAAUCUCCUACCAUUUUUUCGACACCUCGUCAUCAAGUGCGGUGACUUGGGAGUCGUUGUCGUAAUGUGUUUCACGGGAGAUGACGCGGCUGAAUCAUCGUGGUCGACGGAGUCGACUAACCAUCAUAAGCGCUAUGUGGUGUCCCACUCGCCUACGUCGGGUGAUAUUGUGGUUUUGCAGCAUUUUCCUGCAAUGCAACUCCCAAGCGAUGCAUUGGUCAACACAACAGGUGCAGGAGAUUCGUUGGUUGGAGCUUUGCUGGCCGCAUUGGUGCAGUCUCCGAAGGCGUUCCACUCCACAAUAAGCCUACAACGUACGAUAGACGUCGCUCAGCAUGCCGCCCUGCUGAGUUUGCAGAGCCCGCUUGCUGUUUCGCCAUUGCUAUCAUCCUUGCACGGAAAACUUUCCCAUCAAUAA